Molecule: messenger RNA, 163 nt
Organism: Prorocentrum cordatum
Lineage: Eukaryota; Dinophyceae; Prorocentrales; Prorocentraceae
Source: the annotation of a GenBank genome assembly
GAGCGCAGCGCAGACCAAGUUCGACAAUUCCAUCGAGGCGCUGCCUUUUUCCGAGGCCAUCUUGACUCCUCUGGUGAAGUCCAUGGGCCGGCGCUGCAAGGACACGGGGAACAUGCGAAGUUCAUGCCCAGACGCCGCGGUGGGGCGCCGGGACUUCGGGCCA